This is a messenger RNA of Amborella trichopoda, 770 nucleotides long. RefSeq names its product chloroplast 30S ribosomal protein S20 (gene PRPS20). Lineage: Eukaryota; Viridiplantae; Streptophyta; Magnoliopsida; Amborellales; Amborellaceae. The record is from RefSeq and is a predicted model, not a curated record. Gene Ontology annotation, molecular function: small ribosomal subunit rRNA binding; structural constituent of ribosome. Gene Ontology annotation, cellular component: small ribosomal subunit; ribosome. Gene Ontology annotation, biological process: translation.
AGCAGGGGCCUUUUAGUCAUCUUGUACCUUAACAAUUUUCCCACCCAACGGAUAAGCACCCUGAAGAAGGGCACGGUCUGGUCUCUGUUACAACGCUGAAAGAGAGAGUGAUAAUGGCGAUUUGUUCAGUAUCUUCAUUUUUUACCCUUUUCUGCAAUACCAAACCCUCUUCCACCACAAACCCAUCCACUCUUUCUUUUUGUAGCCUCAAUUUCUCUAAGAACAUAUGUGAAAACGGCAUAAUUCGAGGGGAUCACACAUAUGGGGCAAUUAAGAUGGCUCCUCGAAAGUCUAUUGUUUGUGAGGCCACAAGUGGAAAGAAACCUGAUUCGGCUGAAAAAAGAGCUCGCCAGGCUGAGAAGAGGCGCAUACGUAACAAGUCUCGAAAGUCUGAAAUUAAGACUCGGAUGAAGAAGGUUUUUGAUGCUCUCGAUGAGUUAAAAAAGAAGACUGAAGCUCAGGCAGACGAGAUCCUCCCCGUUGAGAAAUUGAUUGCUGAGGCCUAUUCCGCCAUUGAUAAGGCAGUUCAAAAAGGCACCCUGCACAGGAACACUGGUGCCCACCGCAAGUCCAGGCUCGCGAGGAGAAAGAAAGCUGUGGAAAUCCAUCAUGCUUGGUACACGCCCCAGCCUGUUGAUGCUUAAAAAACUGUAGUGUAUGUACAUUUAGAAUUCACUAAAACUAAGAUUGAUGUCAGUCGCUUUUUUAUCUCCGGUUCUUGUCUGUAGCACUUUUUAAUUGAUUGAGAGCUUUUUUAAGUGUUUUGUUUU